AAAAUCUUGCUAAUGAUGGCGAGAGAUUAAUUCACUUAACAAGCGUGCAAAAAACUGAAAAAGGAUAAUAGUAGAUCUCCCACAGCCAGCCACGGAUCUCAUCGCACCGCUAAAACUUUUGUCCUCUCACCUCUUACGACGCCGUUCUUCACUUCCGCGCUCCUCUUUCUGUAAAAAAGAAUCACUUGGAUCGACAGAGGAAUUAAUUAAAGCUUUGAUUGAUCGAUCGAUCGUGAGAGAUGUCGAAGAAGAAAACGGCGUCGACCAUGUCGUUGAAGGACUUUCAUGGCGGCUCUAUUCCUUCUGAUCUCCCUCUACCUUCAGCUCCUGGCGUUAUGAUGAAGCCUGGUUCGGACCGAAAUGCGUCCGCAAAUUGGGGAAAUAAUUUGAUGCGGCCGAAGUCGUCAGGAGCUGCUCGUGGUUUUGAUGAGAAAGCUUCGUUUUUAUCUCACCAGGCGCCUAUAGGUAGAAACUUUGAUGAGGAUGAGCGUAAGCCGUUAGAUGGUUCAUCUGCUCCUCGUCGUACUAUUAGUGAUGAAAAUGUUCGUGCUUCGGCUUUGGUUCCUCAAGAGUUGAAGCCGGAGUAUGUUUCUGGUUCGUCUGUUAGGGUGCCGGAUAGACCGGUGACAAGUCCGGUACCACAGUCUAUGAGUUUGGGAGCGAGUUUGUCUCCGUUGAGACCGGGAGGAGGUUCGGUUGUAGUUAGUUCGCAGAAUUCGGGUGGUUGGGGGGGUAAUUCAGCGAUAACAAGUGGUGGUAAUGGUCAGGGUGUGAAUAAUAAUCCUCCGAAUGCUUGGGGGAUGAGGAGGGAUGUGAUGGGUGUUAAUGCCUCGAGGGUUUCAUCUGUGUCGCCGGGGUCGAAUCCGGUGUCAAAGUUUGCUCAAGCAAGUGCGCUUGAAAAGGUAUCUUCAGGAAUGUGGCAGUCAAAGAGUCCUGGUGAACUUUUACCACAUUUGAUUUAUUCACAGGAGAGUAAUGCAAGUCAUAGUGUGGAUGUGGGUAGGGAGAGGGGUGAUUAUGAUAAUUCAAGGGGAGGUCAAGCUGAAAGUGGUAGGGUCGCAGGAGAUAGGAAUCAGGUUGGGGGGAGGACAUUGCCGAAUCAUAGGAGGGAUCAACCUCAAAUGCACUCAGAAGAGUUUCAUAGUGGAGGUAUUGUCAGCUCGCAAACUCGACCAGCAAUGCCCCCAGAAGUAUCAGAACGACCUAAGCUGAAUGUUCUUGCAAGAACUAAAGCAUUAGAGAGACCAGAAAAUGACUUCAGACAGGGGUACCAGCAACCUGUAGUAUCUGGGAAGAUUGAAAUUGCCCGUGAAUUGUAUGGAAAUGGAAAUCCUUCAAAGCCAGGGUUGGCUGAUACCAAGAGUGGUAGUCAGCCAGCUGAGAGACCACUUGAACGUCCCAAAUUGAAUUUGAAGCCUCGCUCACAACCUGUUGAACAAUCUGAUGGAAGCCUUGAAAGAGAAAGGAGUUCAUUGUUUGGCGGUGCUCGUCCACGGGAAUUGGUUCUCAAGGAACGAGGUGUAGAUGACAUAGCAAUUAAUAACCUUGACAUGAAUCUUUCGCCCAACAGGGUGAAUUCUCCCAAGAAUGAAAUCACAUCAGAACAUGUGGCUGCAACCGCUCAUCAGAGUCAGAAAAAUGACAACCGUGGGGCUACCAGCCGAAGAAACGGGAGGGAUUCUGAGAAGAAAGAUCAACAGAUGGACCAUGAGAAAACUGAUAUGGAAAGGAAGAACUGGAGGAAUGAUAAAUGGAAAAGCAGCAAGGAUGCCAAAGACCAGCGACCUGAACCUGAAACCUGGCGCAAACCUAAUGAAGAACCAAAAACAACUUCAUCUGACGCCGCAGGAAACCGCCCUGGUAAAGUAUCAUCUGCCUUGGAGCUAGCUCAGGCUUUCUCAAAGUCAGCCUCUGAUCCAAAGAGUCAGAAUAUACCUUCUUCUCAAAGAGGCGCGCCUGCAGGUAAUGAUCAGCCCUUUUCACGACUGACAGACACCCGUGAGCAUCACCCAGCACCAACCACAGAGCCAACCACACGACAUUGGAUAAAUGGUUACUGAAUGACAGAGAUUAGAUUUCGGUUAUUGGGUUGGUUCCAAACAAUUGGGGCACUGAAUCAGUCGCCUGGUCGUGGCAUCGUUUUCAUUUGAAGGGCUUUCAAGUGAGCUUGACAGACUAUAUACCAGGAGCACAACGCCCCUGUAAUAUUAUCAAUUGUUGAGUGACAAUAUUAAUGCUGCCUAUAUUAGCAUAUGAUUAAAUUGCAUCCAAUUUUUAGUUUUCUCUUUAA
Populus nigra (black poplar) is the source of this 2290-nucleotide messenger RNA. RefSeq lists its product as uncharacterized. Lineage: Eukaryota; Viridiplantae; Streptophyta; Magnoliopsida; Malpighiales; Salicaceae. The transcript has 6 exons. Gene Ontology annotation, molecular function: translation initiation factor activity; mRNA binding. The record is from RefSeq and is a predicted model, not a curated record. Bases 240 to 2060 code for a protein of 606 amino acids.